Molecule: messenger RNA, 252 nt
Organism: Acaulospora colombiana
Lineage: Eukaryota; Fungi; Glomeromycota; Glomeromycetes; Diversisporales; Acaulosporaceae
Source: the annotation of a GenBank genome assembly
CAUGUAGGAAUUCAAGAAUCCGAGAACAUGGAGAUGGUACAAUAUAUCACCAGCAUCAAUGAUGUUAUGUCGAUCAGACAAAGCAAGCUUGGGGUUGGUGACCGAGGUGAAGAGGGGGUGAUGGAGAUGGGACCCGCAGGAAAAGAGAUAGAGGUGAAGAAACAAAAUGGUGACAUGCCGAAAGAAACAAGCAGCGAAAUUACAACUGGUCAACACGAACCGCAUUACAUAUAUGCUACCAAUAAGAAGACC